CUUUCCCCCGCAGCAUUGCGGUCUUGGGUCCCGGGGCGCCCUCCCCCCCGCCCCGGUCCCAGACUGGGCCCGGCCGCAGCCCAUGGAGUCCCAGUGCGACUACUCGAUGUACUUCCCCGCGGUGCCGCUGCCCCCCCGGGCGGAGCUGGCCGGGGAUCCGGGCCGCUACCGGGCUCUGCCGCGGAGGAACCACCUUUACCUGGGGGAGACGGUGCGCUUCCUGCUGGUGCUGCGCUGCCGAGGGAACGCCGAGGCUGGUGCUGGGGGCGGGCCCGGGGCGCUCCCCGGAGGCACCUGGGCCGAACUAGCCGCGGCCCUGGCCGCACUGGCCUCGGUCAGCGCCGGAAGUGGGGCAGCGGGCUCCGCAGACCUGGACGGGCAAUGCUCCGGGGCUGCGGGGCUGUUCUCGGACUGCAGCCCCCUUCUCACCCAUGGCCCUGGCCCUGCCACAGGCGGUGGAACAACCAUGUUGCCUAUGGAAGAACCAAUUGUGUCCACAGAUGAAGUCAUCUUCCCACUAACCAUUUCACUGGACAAACUACCCCCAGGCACACUUAAGGCCAAGAUUGUAGUUACUGUGUGGAAAAGGGAGGUUGAGACAGCAGAGGUCAGAGAUCAUGGCUACCUGAGAUUGCUGCAGACCCGGGCCCCUGGGGAGACAUUCCGAGGGGAGCAAAAUGCAUUCAAGGCCCAAGUGAGUACCUUGCUGACCCUACUGCCCCCUCCGGUUCUGAAAUGUCGACAAAUCACUGUGGCUGGAAAACACCUGACAGUGCUCAAGGUGCUGAAUAGUUCCUCACAAGAGGAAAUUUCUAUCUGGGACAUCCGAAUUCUCCCAAACUUCAAUGCCAGUUAUCUACCUGUCAUGCCUGAUGGUUCUGUGCUGCUGGUGGACAAUGUCUGUCACCAGUCUGGGGAGGUCUCCAUGGGCUCCUUUUGUCGUCUCCCUGGUUCUUCUGUCUGCUUCCCAUGCCCCCUUAGUGCUCUGGAGGAACAUAACUUCCUGUUCCAACUGAGGGCAGGUGAACAACCCCCUCCAAAAGGCCAGGAGGGUCUAGAGGUAUCUCUGGUUGCUAUAGUUCAGUGGUCUACACCUAAGUUACCAUUUACCCAGAGCAUCUACACCCACUAUCGGCUGCCUAGUAUCCGCUUGGACCGUCCAUGUUUUGUAAUGACUGCCUCAUGUAAAUCUCCCGUGCGAGUUCACGAGCGUUUUACUGUUACCUAUACACUGCUCAACAAUUUACAGGACUUCCUUGCUGUUAGGCUUGUCUGGACCCCAGAGAAUGCACAAACUGGAAAGCAGCUAUGUGAAGAAGAGCGCCGGGCUAUGCAGGCUGCCUUGGACUCUAUUGUUUGUCACACACCUCUCAACAAUCUCGGUUUCUCCAGAAAGGGUACUGCGCUCACUUUCAGUGUGGCCUUCCAAGCCCUAAGGGCUGGACUCUUUGAGUUGAGCCAGCACAUGAAGCUGAAGUUGCAGUUUACUGCCAGUGUAUCCCACCCCCCUCCUGAGGCCCGGCCUUUGUCACGAAAGAGCAGUCCUAGCAGCCCUGCUGUUCGCGACUUCAUGGAGAGACAUCAGGGUAGUCUGGGCCGGUCCCAGUCCUUCUCCCACCAGCAGCCCUCCCGAAGUCACCUCAUGAGGUCAGGCAGUGUGAUGGAACGCCGGGCCAUCACGCCUCCUGUGGCCUCCCCAGUAGGCCGUCCCCUCUACUUGCCUCCGGAUAAGGCCAUGCUCUCUCUGGACAAGAUUGCCAAGCGUGAGUGCAAGGUCCUGGUGGUUGAACCUGUCAAGUAGGGAAAGCUGGAUCCCUAUUCCCUAUUCAAACGCUCCUAGAAAUUGGAAACCCCCUGGAAGGGGUCCUCAUUUUGUGGCUGCUGCCUCUCCUGGGAUGCCCUGUGGAACAUGUGGGAGAUAAUGUAGCUGUCUGUCUGUGUCUGCUGUUGAAAGGAAAGGGUUUAAGUUGAAUUGGGAACUAGGGCUGGGGGAAAAAAAAAGCCAACAGUAUUUCCUUAUGUUCUUGUCUGGGAGGGCUGGUCCCAUCCCCAGUUUUGUUCCCCACUCUCCCUUACCCCCCUUUCUGGUUCUAAGUUUACAAAAUAUUUUCUUAUGCCUAUGACAUUCCCCUCCCCCAACCAGCAGGGGCGAAUUUGGAAAAUGGUAAUGAUUCAGUGGAUCUCAACGGUUGCCCCCUUCCUCAGACUCAGGUGGGGGGGGGCGGCAAUGUUAUGUUUCCCUCCGCUCCCCCAAUUCAUGUUUAUAUCCUGAAGCACUUUAAUUUAAAGGUUUUUGUCUGUCUGUGUAAUUUCUUCAUGUCUCCUCCUACUGCUUCCAACUGAAUUGAGACCAUUAAAUGUCUGCCCAGGAGGAAGGAGAAAUUAA
This is a messenger RNA of Vombatus ursinus (common wombat), 2386 nucleotides long. RefSeq lists its product as uncharacterized. The record is from RefSeq and is a predicted model, not a curated record. Gene Ontology annotation, biological process: cilium assembly. Gene Ontology annotation, molecular function: alpha-tubulin binding. NCBI's taxonomy places the organism in Eukaryota, Metazoa, Chordata, Mammalia, Diprotodontia, Vombatidae. Gene Ontology annotation, cellular component: TRAPPII protein complex.